CAUUGACAUGGCCGACACAUUUCUUCGUGUCUGCUAAGCAAGUUUUCUCACUUUACCUCGUUGUAUUGUGAAGAAAGCAGAUUUACCGGUGUACUUUGAAGUAAUCUGGGAUACCAGCGUGAAAUCAGACAUGGUUUAUAUGGCCAGGUGACAAAGGGACAAAGCAUUGCAGACCACAGGGGGUGGUCAGUGGCAAGAUCACCAGACCAUGGGCACCUUGGAGCACAGCUGACAAACCUGACACCCCCGCUGUGAAAUGAGCGGUGACCACAGGUCAGGCGCAAUGGAGGGACAAGGGGAACAGCAUGGUCGCAAGUCGCGCUGGAAAGACGAAAAGACGGACAGAUCCAAGGAUUCGUUGGAGCGUAAAGUCCGCGAGCUUCAGCAUCGUCUGGAUGAGGAGAAACAGGCAUCCAGGCGCGAGAAACUUUCGUUAGCUCGUCUCCAGCGAGAGAUGGCUCGCCAGAAGAGUGAGCUCCCCUUGAGGGAGGGCGUGGCCGCGGAGUUGGAGAGGGAGAAGAUGCUGAGGGUGGACAGCGAGCAGAGGCUCAGAGACAUGACCAUCGAAAACGACUCGUGCAAGGGGCGGCUCAGGGCGCUACAGGAGGAGUUCAAAAAAAUGGAGGAAGUUGUACAAAACAUGAUGCAGUACAAGACGAAGAUUGACCAGUUAAAACAGGAAAAGUCCAGUUUGGCUGUCACCUAUGAGUCAAAUCUACAGAAAUACAGGAGUCAGAUGAACUGUUUAGAGAGAGAAAAUAUGAUGUUACUGAACGAGGUGAAGAAAAAAGAAUCUCAGACUGGGUGUAUGUCAGAUAGCCGUGACAAGACCAAACUACUGCUGGAGCGACUGCGAAUCAUAGAAACAGAGAACUCCUCACUAGUGCUGGAAAAUGAGCAACAACGACAGCAGUAUGAGAAAUGCCUGGAUGAGAUAGCCAAUCAAGUGGUGCAGGCUCUUCUUGGACAAAAGACUCUGCGUGAGGAAUGCCUGAAGUUACAAGGUCGAGUUCAAGAUUUAGAGCUACAGAACCAACAACUGAAUCUCAUGUUCCAGCAUAAGAUGCAGUUUUCUUCCGAACCACUUCUACAGAAUUACGAUGAUUGUGCUCGACCCAAAAACCCCAAAUCUUCGCCAUCCUGGUUGAAGGAUCAGCUAGGGCUUGCGGGUAUCCCUUCAGAUGCUCUGGACGGCGGGGAUUUCAGGAAAGAUGCUGCCAUGACAACCAGUGACCCGAGUUUUCUUCGUCAUAGCAACGGCCACAUAGCAUCGCCAGGGUCUGUGGAAAAAAGGUUCAGAAUGAAAAUUGAAACGGAGUUCCCUGCGUCAAGCAAUUCCAGUCCAAAGAUGAAACACGUAGGGAUAGUGGCUUGUGGGCCAAGCGAACAGAACUGUUUAUCUGCUAAUCACAGCCGUGCUUCAUCUGUAAGUGCCUUGUCCCUGUCCAAUCAGAAUUUAUCCAGCUCGCCCCUGCUCACUGAAUCUGACAGCCUGUGUGUCCGUAAACUUUCCAGAGAGGAAGGCGUCAAGUCGCCAGGUUGGGAGUGGGUGAGCCCGACCGGCAGUCGCCAUGACAACCAACCGUUUCUCUCACCCAUCGAUGACUGCAGCGAUGACGACGAAUCGGUGCAGAUGACCCAUGAUUUUAGCUCCGCCUCCACGAUGUCUCUGAAUGAGAUUCUGGAUGAUCGAGUGGGAAUGGAAGUCGCCGAAUCAGAGAUGGAGGAGACUCAUGCAGGCAGUAGUAUAGAGAAUUUAUCCAUCCCGGCCGUGUCUGAGGCUUCCAUUUUCUUCGCUAUGAAACCGGGGCAGAAUUCUCUCUCAGGGAUCGCCAGCCUUGUGCAGACCUCAUCGCCGGACAGCGACAGUGGGGUCCACACACCAUGCAUUACCUCUCCUGUUCGAAGCGAAGACAAGUCAGGGUCUUCAGGUUCUUCGGGGCCUUCGGGGCCACAGAUUACUCUAGCGUCUACCUCCACCCCUUUCAGGGCCUCAGUUAGCAUCCCCACACCUAUGCAGACCCAUGGAUCUUCCACCCCUCCCGAGAGGCCCCAAUCUCUGGAGCUCAGGAGAAACGGAUCUACCUCCGCAAGUUGCAAAUCAAAUGCACAUUCGCGCUCGAUAAUCCCCAAGAGGAUUGAAACAAAGUCCUCCUCGCUGCCGUUGGCCAAAACGAAAACGGACAGCAGCGUGACUUCCAAAUCAUUUAAAUUCAAAACGGACCAAUCACAUCCUUCUUCACUGAAAUACGCUACUAGCUCGACCAAUCAGACUGACUCUACUUCGUCAGGCAACUCCAAAUAUGGUGCUAGACCCCCUGUUAGUAAGUCAGGAAAAGUGUCCGCCUUACCUCGAAAAAUUUCCAAUCAUUCAUCGAGACGAACUCCAGACCUUUUGCCGCCAAAUAUAACAUCAACUCCAUCAACGAGCUCGAAGCGAAACUACCAAAAACUGCCUGAUAGGAAUCGAACCGUUGUCAUUGCAAGCGCCAUGACAGAUCCAAACCAUAUUUCGAAAGCUUUUGAAUAUUGUGCAACUAACUCUACAUACGUGCCAGGUAUAGACACCCCUACAGUGCCCAGAGAGACUGUUCUUGUUGAGCCAUUCUGCGGGAACUCCUGCAUUUCUUUUGUUUAUAAGCAUCCAAGUAUUUCAUCGGAUUCAAGCAGCGAGAGUAUUCGCGUGGAACGAUCAGGAAGCAAAGAUGAUGGCUAUUCAACAAUGUCGAGCGAUGUCCACCAGGAGGCAUCUGAAAAGUACGCUGACGGAACGGUGAAAAGAGGUGGACUUUUGAAGCAGGAUAGUCUGGAAAUUACGUCUGUGUCACCUUGUUUUACUGACGACACCACAUCACCUUCACCUGUUUUCAUAAAGCAGCCCCCUAAACCGCCUCCGAAGCCGUCGAAAAUGCCCGUGGCUCUAAAGUCAAACAAGAAGAAGACUACCCCGCCUCAACCACCUCCUAAACCCACAAGUCCACGAAAACCAAGUAAACUUCCUUUAUUUCGCUCAUCGUCUGUUUCUGCAGAAGCCAAAACUACACCCAAAGAGAGUACGGUUGUCCAAACUCCAUCACCCACCACAAGUAGAGUUCGUCAGAUGGCGAAAAUGUUUGAAGCAAAUGCGUCAAGUGUGGAAAGACCACCUUGUAAGAGCAACCGCUACAGUUUCCAUGGCGACUUUAAUUACUUGUCCAAAAACAUGGCCCAGAAUGAACCGAAGAAAAACUUCCGUCACAGCUAUAAUGGUUCCAUCACCAUGACCACCAGUAAUUUGAAUGAAGAUUUAUCAACAGUAAACAGUGGUGCUACUCAAAAUCCUUUACCAGUACUCACCAAGGAUUUAGCAUUGGUGGCCAAAAGCAAUGAUCAUAGUAAUUUAUCUGUAGAUGAAGAUUUGAAAUCUUCACAUAGGACACUGGAGAACUCUGCAAAGAGAUCUUCUGAAGAUCUCCACGAAAGGGAGACAACCGUGCCAAACAGUUUUGAACAAAGCAAAGAGAACAAUAAUUUUUCAGUAGAGAAACAAACCAGUGUAUUAGGGAGUGCCAAAUCCACAGACAACGAAGUAACACAAAGCCAUUUUGCAGAUUCAGUUCUAACAGACAUAUCCUCGAAAGAUUUACUUUGUGCGGCGCUUGCCGAAGAAUUUUCCAGUCCUGACUCAAUCUCACCAAUAAGCGAUGGUUCCGAAGACUCGCUGACACAAAUGAAAAUGGUGGAAAGUGAUAGUGUUGAGAAUUACCUGAUGUACGGAGGUCUUGACAGUCAGCUGUCAGAUGUACAAAGUCCUGAUGUACAAAUUGAGGGACGGACGAGAGACUGUCGAAUCCUUCACGAUAUCACUGAGGAAAGCGACGCAUCGCAGAGUUCAGCAGCAGACAACUACAUCCGUCGGAAGAUGGGAGCACGGGUGAAGUCAGCUCAAAGAAAAAUGCAGCAUUCAGUUAAAAAAGCAGACGAACAUGUCCGUCCUGUUAAACUCAGAAUGUUGAAAUCUUUAUCUGAUUCAGACCUGCACAAGAAACAACGCAUCACAAACUCUUGGCUGGGCCGACAUGAGCCUCAAGUCACAAACAUUUCAGCGGGUGGUGGUAAUGAACGCUCGGCUUCGCUAGGAGACAUCACUCUGCCCUGCACACCUCUCUCAUCGAUGUCGCUCUCGUUACGACGUAGCCCCCGUCAGGUGCUGAUUGAUGAAGACACCCUGUCACAGAAGGCAGCCAUGUUGCUUCACCGAGAGCAUUUUUCGGAUGAUGUGUACAAUUACAGCAGUGACUCUGAGAGUGACUUUGAAGAGACAAUAAAUUUUAUAGCCCUCUGGCAACAGCGACCAAAGGGAAGGAACUCCCUCCCGGAGUGGAACCCAAAACAGACAUUGGCGGAAGCAACAAAGGGAGGAUUAAAUUUUACCAAGGAUUUAAAAAACUUGAAAAGCUCCAAAGACGUUGAUGAGUGGCUUCUUCAAUUUUCGGACAAAGACAUUGACAGUCAUUUGUGUGAAACAAACGACAGCAACUUUAUUUUGCUUAAAAGUAAUGACAGGACUUUCGAAAAUAAUUUCGACGAAGGAAGCUGCGAAGCAUCGGCGGCUCAAUGUGAGGAUGUUGCCAUGGCAACAGAGGAGGACUCAGAAGGUGAUAUUGAUGCUCAAACAUCUUUUCGAAGGGAAUUUUACAGCCUUUGUCGUGUUGGGUCAAACAAAAGUCUAUGUUCAGGUAGUGGAAUUAUGGGUAGUGACUUAGACCUUGGUGCAUUGAACUCUGGGAAUGCUGUAGUUGGAACCCCGUUAGAAAACUGUGUUCAGGACUUGUGCACCAACCCUUCCUUAGCAACGGGGACGUCCAAUGAAAAAAUGGCAGAGUUUGACAAAAUUUCCCAGCAAAUUGCGUCUCUAUCUCAGACCGUUGAUGAUCUCAAUAGAAGUUUGUCGAGUCUAGACAGCGUUGGCGGAAGCUCAGGAGAUCUUCGCCUGGACGACUUUCAGCCUUCCAACAAAGAAGAGUCCACAGAUGGUUUCCACUGGGUGGAAGAUGAUGAGUUUUACCUGGAGCCAUGCAGUGGGGAAGUCAUGGUUCGAGAUGUGGCUCUGCUUCACACAGACGACGGCAGCUACAGCUCUGAUUGGAUGAAUGAGUAUGCCAAAUCGUCCUAUCAGGAACAAGAUGAGGAUUUCCAUAAUCAUCUUCAGGACCUUUCCGAAGAGUCCUUCCUUCCUCAGCAUCACAGUGCUCAACGCCGUCACCACGGCAACCACGUAAUUUCACCAGAGGAAAUGAUUGCAAGAGAUGCUGAGACGCGUGCAAGUUUAUUGGACACUAUGAUGGAUUUUGGGGGCAGCACAAGUAGCCUGUCCAGCUCUGCCGAUUCCCCAUCUCAGAUUCACUUUCUCAAAAAUUCUCCCGUUAAACAUGGUGCUAAACAUUUUCCAAAGGAUAGGAGACGGAAGGGUAAACUUGAAGUGAUGAGACCAAUUUGUAUUAGGCAGCGGCCCACAAUUGAUUUUUCUACAUUUUUUACUCGCUACGAAGAGCCAGAAAAAAGGGCAGUUUCUUCUUUUGACUUCCUGGACAACAUUUCUACCUCUAGCUCUGAAGAGGACCAGGGCAGCGGGAAUUGCGUUCGCGAGUUAGGUGACGAACAUUCGGAGGGAGCCAUUAUUUUCAGAACUGGCAUUGAUGUCCAAAAUGGUUCAACUCAGGCAGUGUACCAGUCAUUAUGUUGUACAAAUACACCAGAAUUUUUUUCAGGUGGUGGAACGUCAUCUUCAAAGAGAAAGUUCAGAGAGAGCAGAAAACGCACACAAACUCCCAAAGUUCUAAAACAAGCUGCCAAUCUGACCAAACGACUUUCUAACAGCUCAUUAGACGCUCAGGAAACCCACUGCACAGAGAGUUUGAAUUUUAGCGACUCCUGUUGCGAGAGGUAUUCCCCUUCCUCAUUUCACGCGAACGGCUUUUCAGCCUCGUAAAGGGAAAACAACUAUGCAAAUAUCAUCAACAUGCAUACUUGUGAACCAAAGGGUUGCUUGUUUUCAUCAUGUGUUUUCUGUAUUGGACAAAGCAAUUGUGGCUCUAUUUGUAUCAGGUACGUGUUUAUCCUACCUUUGUUUAUGAAGAGUUAUUCAGGGAACUUAACUCUUAAACGUAGGGAAGGCAACUCCGCUUUGGAAGCAAGGGAAAAAACAACCCUGUAUUAUUAUCACUUAGCAUUGUCAUAUACUUAUGUACAUGUGUUCAGCAAUACUCAGAAUAUUUAGAACAUAAUUACCAAGGUAAUUAAUUUCGAGGGAAACUUGCAGUUCUCGGCGAAGUUCGAGCACCAUUUUUGUAUGAAGGUUUUUGCCUUUUUGUAACCCAUUUUUAACACUGUGUGUAGUACUUAUAAAACAAAGUAAUUAAUAAUGGAAAAUAUUUUGAUAUAAUUUAAUCAAUUUCAUUUAUAAGUAUGCUUAGGGAUUGCACUUUAUUGUGUUAUGAGUUAUAUAUAGGAUAGGAUAUAUCUCAAAUUAUUAUUAUUUGUAUAAAAAUUAAUACGAAUCUUUGUUUUUGUGUGAUAGCAUGUCGAGUUUGUCGCCCUGUUAAAUAU
Messenger RNA from Liolophura sinensis, 6588 nucleotides. RefSeq lists its product as uncharacterized. NCBI's taxonomy places the organism in Eukaryota, Metazoa, Mollusca, Polyplacophora, Chitonida, Chitonidae. The record is from RefSeq and is a predicted model, not a curated record. Gene Ontology annotation, cellular component: microtubule plus-end. The transcript is spliced from 13 exons. The coding region runs from base 257 to 5971 and encodes 1904 amino acids. Gene Ontology annotation, biological process: microtubule bundle formation; microtubule depolymerization.